UGAUUUUACAUUAUUCUUUGACUAAACCUUUGCCAGAACUUCCAUUCGAGAAAAAGUCAGAGCAGAGUUCAGAUCGAAGCGAGAAAAAAGGAAGAAAAAUUUUAUCAAGAGUCAACUAGAGUCAACAAUCAAGAUGGAUGCUUUCUGCGAAUGUCUGUCGGGUGUGAUCAAGUCCGGAAGGUACUUCGUGGGCGUCAAGGAGACCCUGAAGGCCGUGAGCAGCGGUGAAGCCAUGCUGGUGAUCAUCGCCAGCGACACGAGCGUCGGACUGAAGACCGACGUCGAGAAGAAGGCCAAGAAGGGAAAAGUGGAGGCGCUGGUCUUCGCCGGCAGCAUGAAGGAGAUGGGCCGCGUCUGCGGCAAGUCCUUCAAAGUGAGCUGCAUGGCCAUCACUGAUCAAACCGCUGCUGCCGUCAUCUGCUCUAUGGUCGAUGGCGCUUAGUUGAUAGUUCCAUAGUUUCCAUUCAAUCGAAUAAAUGCCUGGGCAAUAA
Drosophila miranda is the source of this 491-nucleotide messenger RNA. RefSeq names its product 60S ribosomal protein L30-like. Gene Ontology annotation, cellular component: cytosolic large ribosomal subunit. Gene Ontology annotation, molecular function: structural constituent of ribosome; RNA binding. The transcript is spliced from 2 exons. NCBI's taxonomy places the organism in Eukaryota, Metazoa, Arthropoda, Insecta, Diptera, Drosophilidae. Bases 134 to 442 code for a protein of 102 amino acids. The record is from RefSeq and is a predicted model, not a curated record.